Molecule: messenger RNA, 3507 nt
Organism: Culex pipiens pallens (northern house mosquito)
Lineage: Eukaryota; Metazoa; Arthropoda; Insecta; Diptera; Culicidae
Product: WD repeat-containing protein 26 homolog
Exons: 2
Coding region: 499-2370 (623 amino acids)
Biological process (GO): proteasome-mediated ubiquitin-dependent protein catabolic process
Cellular component (GO): GID complex
Molecular function (GO): protein binding
Source: RefSeq, a predicted model, not a curated record
AAAAUUGCUUACGUUCGGGAGCAGCACGGCUCUUCUGCAAGGUCGUCGUCGUCCUCGUCCUCAGAAGAAGACCUCAAUGAACGACGAGCAACGGUACCUAGCACAAGUAGCACGAGCCACCACCACCACCACCACCAAUCCUCCCCUCAGUCUCAAUCCGUGGCCCCUGGUGGCAGCAAGCGGUCACGUUCCUCACCAGCCUCUGCCUCUGCAGCAGCGUCAUCUUCGUCCUCUGUUGCUGGUCCGUUAGAGGCUCAGCCCGGCGUGGAUCGAAAAGAGGACAAACUGAAUCGACGACAGCGCAGCCACCAGCAGAAGGAGGACCAGAAAGAGCAGCAGCAGCAGCAGCAGCAGCGUAGAAAGUCUCAGCGGCGCCGGAAGCAGUCGGGAGCGAGUGCGGAACAGGAAGCGGCGGACAAGGGCGGCGUCGACCAGGGGGAAGGGCUCGAGGGCAAAGAGAGCUCCUUGACCUCAAGUCCCCAGAGCAAACGACGCAGAAUGUUGAACGACAAUAGCAAUCUCAACGGAGCGACGGCUUCGCCGAUGGACUCGUCUUCGUGCGACAUGAAUGGCCACAACAAUAACAACGGCCAGCAGGAGGUGGCACCGGAGUCGAGCAACGGUGCCGUGGCCACCAAUGGCGAGUCCUCGGGUCAUCGUGCCGCUAUCAAGUUGGACAGAACUAACCAGGAGAUUGUGCGACUGAUUGGACAACACUUGAAGAACAUUGGACUGGAUCGUAGUGCCGAAGCGUUGAUGCAAGAGUCCGGCUGUUGCUUGGAGCAUCCGUCGGCGUCCAAGUUCCGUCAGCAUGUGCUGUCCGGUGAUUGGACCAAAGCUGACCAUGAUCUCCAGGAGUUGCAGACGAUGGUCGAUUCGAAAACGGAUCGUACCAGCAUGAAUGAGAUGAAGUUUUUGCUGUUGGAGCAAAAGUAUUUGGAGUUUCUGGAGGAAGGUCGUCCGAUCGACGCUCUGCACGUGCUGCGUAACGAGUUGACACCGUUGCAGCACAACACGCCUCGUGUUCAUCAGCUGUCGUCGUACAUGAUGUGCACCAACAAUCAACAGUUGUACCAGCGGGCCAACUGGGAAGGCAAAGGUGUCAAGUCCCGCACCCGACUGAUGGACCGUUUGCAGUCGUACCUGCCGGCCACCGUCAUGCUGCCACCGAGACGUCUCCGUAGUUUGCUGGCGCAGUCGGUCGAGAUGCAAACUGAACGCUGCAAAUGUCACGAUAUGGCCUGGAGUACCAACAUUGACAACGUGUCGCUGCUGGUUGACCACAACUGCUCGUCCGAGGGCUUCCCGAUGCAGGCGCUGCACGUACUGAACGACCACUCGGAUGAGGUGUGGUUCUGCAAGUUUUCACCGAACGGCCUUCGGUUGGCAACGGGCUCCAAAGACAACACCGUCAUCGUUUGGGAGGUGGAUCCGGUCAAGUUGGUGCUGAAAAAUAAGAAAAUAUUCGAAAAUCACACCUACGGAGUUAGCUUUAUCGCCUGGAGCCCGGACUCCAAGUACUUUAUCGUGUGCGGUCCGGAGGAUUGCCCCGACCUAUGGAUCUGGGACGUGGAGCACGAAAAGCUCGUGACGAAGGUAUCGCAUUCUACCGACGACAGUCUGACAUGUGCCGCGUUCAACAAGGACGGCACACGAUUCGUCACCGGAGGCACUCGGGGCCAAUUUUAUCUGGUUGACCUGGACGGAACCGUCCACGACCACUGGGAGGGAGUUCGUGUGAACGGGUUGGCGUUCCGUGCGGACAACAAAACGAUUCUAGCUGCCGACACGCACUACCGAAUACGGAGCUACAGCUUCGACAAUGCCCGCACCGAUGCCAACCUCAUCCAGGAGCAGUGCCCGAUUAUGACGUUCUCGGUCAACUCGGCCGACCGACUGGCGUUGCUCAACAUCUCGUCGCAGGGUCUGCACCUGUGGGACUUGCAGGACAAGUGUCUGGUGCGACGCUUCCAGGGCGUUACGCAGGGCAAUUACACCAUCUAUUCGUGCUUUGGCGGCGUUAACGAAAGCUUCGUCGCAAGUGGCAGUGAGGACAACAAGGUGUACAUCUGGCACAUUCGCCGCGAGGAACCGCUGGCCACGCUCGUGGGCCACACGCGAACCGUCAACUGCGUCAGUUGGAAUCCGGUCUAUCCGUCCCUGUUGGCGUCCGCUUCCGACGACGGCACGGUACGGAUCUGGGGACCGAAACAGCCCCAGCUGGCCUGGGCCGCCACCAGCAACAACGGCGACUCGGCGUCGAUCGCCUCCACCAUCAGCACCGCCUCGUCCGCGUCCUCGUCGUCCUCAUCGUCGUCCGGUGGCGCGAACAACGACCUUAUAUCCAACUCUUCGUGGAAUAUCACAUAAUAUUAGAUUGUGCAACUAUUGCCGCUUUACCCCACCCCUUUUCCUUUCUCCCCCUCAUCUCAAUUGAUCGUGUUAAGCAUUAUAUUCGGUUCAACAAUAUAAACUCUAAAUUUAGUGAAGUAAUUUAACGGUAAUAUUAAAGGAUAAAAGAAUAUUAUUGUAAUGAAACAAUAAAGGAAAAUGAAGAAGAAGAUAAAAAAAAUCCAAAAAACACUUUCACGCAUACACACUCUCACCCGCAUUGCGCAAACAAUAUUCAGUAAUAAUUAAAGGCUAAUUAUUAUAAUCGAAUAGUAAAACAUCAAGAGCAAAACAAAACAAAAAACCCAACACGUGAAGAAUGACGGUAGCAAAAUGUAAUAAUCGAAUCCACGUGCACUCACAUAAGCAAACAAUAGCGAUAACAACAUUCGAGAUGGAUCGAUUUGUCGAACAACAACAUACUAGAAUUAAGGCCAUUUCAACGCUCGCCGCGGUAGUUUCCACACAAUAAUCAAACAAAACAAAACCAAAACCAAACAAGAAAAACAAUGGUGUAAACAACAGUUGUAUUGUAGUGUUGCAAUAUAUUCGAACACAGUAAAACAGAACCGAGUAGAAGAAACAGAGCCGUGUGGUGUGAUGAUGAUGCGGAAAGUUUGGAUGAAAGUGUUGUGAUGAUGAAUUUGAAGCAAAUUAAUUAUACUUUUUUUUUAAUUGCUGAUUGAACUAACACGAAAUGCAAAAAGAAGAAGAAGAAAGAUAUUGUAAUUUGAAUUAAAGAUUUUAAGAUAUAUUUUUUUUCGUUUGGUCUCUUCAUGCGUAAAAGAAAAACGAAAAUCAUUUAAAGUUGAGUGUAAUACAAGAGAGUUUUUUUUAUUAUGUUUUUAAUGAAUAAAAUUACACCUGAUUUUGGUGUACUUGCAUGAGCGAAACCGUAGAUUUUUUUAUUUGCAAUAUACCCCCUCUCUUAAAUCUAACAAAUUAGUGAAAAACAUUGGCUCCCAUGAGAAUCUAUUUAUGCACAUCGUCGCUUGUUUAGUUUAAACACAAUUGUGAACAAAUCGUAGGUUAGAGCGAAAACGUUCGAAUAAGAAGGAAGUCGAGACAGAGUUUGUUUUUUAUAUACAUAUUAGUUAAUGACUUAUCGUUUUUAUU